CUGGUGCACUCGCUGUCCACAAAGCGCCAGCUGAGGGGCCGCUGCCGGAGGAGUGCGGCGGAGCCUGCCUUGCUACCGCAGCUUGACCCGCGGCCUGCCGCCCCGCGUCUGCGCCGCGUUCCUGCGCGUCCCGAGCCCCGACGGCCGCGUGAGUCCCGUCCGUGCGGGGAAGGCAGGGCCGGGUCGGCGCCGCCUGUGGAGAGGACCCGGCGGCCGGGCCUGCGUGGGGCCGAGCGCAGCGGCAGUGGCGGCGGCGGAGACUUCCGAGGCCCGGGCCAAACAUCGCAGGGCCAUGGCUGAGGCGGCCCCGGCCCCGACAUCUGAAUGGGACUCCGAGUGCCUUACAUCCCUGCAGCCCCUUCCUCUUCCUACACCCCCAGCAGCAAAUGAGGCACACCUGCAGACAGCAGCUAUCUCUCUGUGGACAGUGGUGGCCGCCGUGCAGGCUAUAGAGAGGAAGGUGGAGGUCCACAGCCGGCGACUCCUACACCUAGAAGGUCGGACAGGGACAGCAGAGAAGAAACUAGCCAGCUGUGAAAAGACAGUUACCGAGCUUGGGAACCAGUUGGAGGGCAAGUGGGCUGUGCUGGGAACCCUGCUGCAGGAGUACGGGCUGCUGCAGAGGCGGCUGGAGAACCUGGAGAACCUGCUGCGCAACAGGAACUUCUGGAUCCUGCGGCUCCCUCCAGGUAUUAAGGGAGAUAUCCCAAAGGUGCCUGUGGCAUUUGAUGAUGUCUCCAUCUACUUUUCCACUCCAGAGUGGGAAAAAUUAGAAGAAUGGCAAAAGGAACUUUACAAGAAUAUCAUGAAAGGCAACUAUGAGUCUCUCAUCUCCAUGGAUUAUGCUAUAAAUCAACCUGAUGUCUUAUCUCAGAUUCAACCAGAAGGGGAACAUAAUACAGAGGACCAGACAGGGCCAGAGGAAAGUGAGAUUCCCGCAGACCCCACUGAAGAGCCUGGUAUUUCAACAUCAGAUAUUCUGUCUUGGAUUAAACAAGAAGAAGAGCCUCAGGUUGGGGCCCCACCGGAGUCCAAGGAAGGUGACGUGUACAAAAGCACUUAUGCUGAUGAAGAGCUUGUCAUCAAAGCUGAAGGCCUUGCUAGAUCCUCGUUGUGCCCUGAAGUUCCAGUCCCUUUCUCUUCUCCACCAGCAACAGCAAAGGAUGCUUUUUCAGAUGUGGCUUUCAAAAGCCAGCAGUCUACAUCCAUGACACCUUUUGGACGUCCAGCCACUGACCUGCCUGAAGCCUCUGAGGGACAAGUGACUUUUACUCAGUUGGGUAGCUAUCCCCUCCCACCUCCAAUUGGCGAGCAGGUGUUCUCAUGCCACCACUGUGGCAAGAGUCUCAGCCAAGACAUGUUGCUGACCCACCAAUGUAGCCACGCUACUGAGCACCCCUUACCCUGUGCCCAGUGCCCUAAGCACUUUACUCCACAGGUGGACCUCAGCAGCACCUCCCAGGACCAUACCAGUGAGACGCCUCCCACCUGCCCACACUGUGCCAGGACUUUCACUCACCCAUCAAGACUUACCUACCAUCUUCGGGUCCAUAACAGCACUGAGCGUCCUUUCCCCUGUCCUGAUUGCCCCAAGCGCUUUGCUGACCAGGCUCGACUCACCAGCCACCGGAGAGCCCAUGCAAGCGAAAGGCCCUUCCGCUGUGCCCAGUGUGGCAGGAGCUUCAGCUUGAAAAUCAGCCUCCUGCUCCACCAGCGGGGUCAUGCACAAGAGCGCCCUUUCUCCUGCCCUCAGUGUGGCAUUGACUUCAACGGCCACUCAGCCCUUAUCCGUCACCAGAUGAUCCACACAGGCGAGCGUCCUUACCCCUGCACUGACUGCAGUAAGAGCUUCAUGCGCAAGGAGCACCUGCUGAACCACCGGCGGCUGCACACGGGCGAGCGUCCCUUCAGUUGUCCUCAUUGUGGCAAGAGCUUCAUCCGCAAGCACCACCUCAUGAAACACCAGCGCAUCCACACCGGGGAGCGGCCCUACCCCUGCUCCUACUGUGGCAGGAGCUUCCGCUACAAGCAGACACUCAAGGACCACUUGCGUUCGGGCCACAGUGGAGGCUGUGGGGGUGAUACUGACCCAUCGGGUCAGCCCCCCGACCCACCAGGUCCCCUCAUAACUGGGCUUGAAACUUCUGGCCUGAGUGUCAACACUGAAGGUUUAGAGGCCAACCAGUGGUAUGGGGAAGGGAGUGGAGGGGGAGUUUUGUAAAUCCAAAUCUCUGUGGCUUCAUGGUUGUAUAUGCUCACAGCAGGGUACAAAAUCCAAGAGAAAGUCUGUGAGCCCCAUCCGACACCCACAGUAAUUAUUACCUGGUACAUCACUGAAUUUAGGGUCCUAUACACUUGACUAGAGACAUGGUUGUGGUUUGGAAUUUCACACACUUACAAGAAUACCACAUUUUGAAACCCAGAAAGACCUGGAAGGGGGCCCAGCACCUCCAUCUUUUCAAAGAUACAACAAAAGCAGAAGUUACAAGAAUAUUGUGGAGAGGUUGGAAAGCAGGAUUUAACCUCUGGUUCUCUUGUUCUCAGAGAACAGCAGGUUGAUAGUAGAUUAUGUCUCUAGGUAGAGACAGGUACAUGGGAAGAGUCUCCAAAACUGGAAGCCCAUCAUGAGGCAUGAGAAUGUUUAACUAUAAAGCCUUUUAUUAGCUCCUUGAUAGCUAAGAUGGUUGUUGGAGAAAGUGCUUAAGCCACUGUUUAUGUUGCUGCCUCCUCUCUCAAAACCAGCCAAGACCUGUUCACAAGCCUCUGUGGCUGCCUUUCCCUGAAACAUGGUAACUCAAGACUGCCUGCCUAGGUUUCUUAGAUUAAUUCUUCACGUACAUUUUGUUUAAUAUUGGUUGAAUAUGAAAUCUGACUUUAAAAGAUUA
Messenger RNA from Piliocolobus tephrosceles (Ugandan red Colobus), 2885 nucleotides. It is a transcript of the gene ZNF398, whose product is annotated as zinc finger protein 398. The transcript has 6 exons. The coding region runs from base 293 to 2221 and encodes 642 amino acids. The record is from RefSeq and is a predicted model, not a curated record. Gene Ontology annotation, biological process: regulation of DNA-templated transcription. Lineage: Eukaryota; Metazoa; Chordata; Mammalia; Primates; Cercopithecidae.